GAAAAACUAAUGUUGAUGAAAUUAUUGAUGCUAUUGUAAUUUAUCGGCAACAGUUUGUUUCUAAUAAUCCUUUUGACAAUUUUGACGCUCCUCGAAUAGUAUUCUUUAACAAGAAAAAACCGUUAGGCCAAGCAAUUGAUAAUGAAGAAACAUCAUCAGCUUAUGAUACUGGUUAUGUUUCUGAAUCUUUGCCUACUCCAGAAAUUUCAGAGAACGAACAAGUUAUGUAUCAGUCAGAUGAAGAUUCAGAAAGCGAUGAUAAUAAUAUACCAACAGAUUCAGAAGAUAUUCAUGAACCUUUAUAUGAGAUGCAACGAGACACUGUAGAAAAUAUAAGAAAUAUAGAUGAUAUAGAUUAUUCUCAAAAGCAAUAUCAUAUUUCACAGGAUUCAUCUGAAUUAAGUUCUGAGCACGAAGGUAGUGAUAGUGAUGAAUCUCAAGCUCAAGAUGGAGGCGCUAUGAUACAGGAUGAGCAAAUGUAUGUAGAUGGUGAAUCUCCUUUUUCACCAUUACAUAUUGGAUCACCCUCUUCCCAACAUGGUGAAGAGACUCCAGAGUCACAAAGCACUCAAACCAAUACCACUGGAUUUAGUGUUAUGGGCGCUAUAUAUAACUGGUUUAGAUAA
Molecule: messenger RNA, 626 nt
Organism: Dentiscutata heterogama
Lineage: Eukaryota; Fungi; Glomeromycota; Glomeromycetes; Diversisporales; Gigasporaceae
Source: the annotation of a GenBank genome assembly